Stylophora pistillata is the source of this 1841-nucleotide messenger RNA. RefSeq names its product scavenger receptor cysteine-rich domain-containing protein DMBT1-like. Lineage: Eukaryota; Metazoa; Cnidaria; Anthozoa; Scleractinia; Pocilloporidae. The record is from RefSeq and is a predicted model, not a curated record. Gene Ontology annotation, cellular component: membrane.
CAUACAUUUCUUGGUUGGAGAAGCGGGCCGAUAUGAAUUUCGAGCGGUUCUACCGCAUCCUAAUCAUUCUUGGUUUGAUUGAGUUCUUUCUUGAACUAUGUACUGGGAAUUGUAGAGAAGAAAGAGAGGCGUCCAUCUUCGGGAUGAUGCUACAAAAGCACAUCUUUAAGACGAUCACUGGAGCUGCAUUCGGUGAUGUGUGUUUAAGGGAAUGUUAUCGUGACAUCAGAUGCCAAAGCUUUAAUUACGUCUUUACCCAAAAUAUGUGUGAGUUGAGCAACCGCACAAAAGAAGCCAGACCUGAAGAUUUUACAUCAAACGCUGAGAGGUACUAUUUCAGGCGAGACAAGAACAGAGUCUCUCUCGGUUCUCUACCUGAUCUUCCCGCAAAAUCGUCUAAGGAAAUUGAUAAGAGUGAAGAGGGAAGAGCGGUCAGCGGCAAAUACUGGCUGGAUUUCAUCAAACCUGAGAUACCUGUUUUGGCUUAUUGUGACAAGUAGAACAAAGUUCACGUACAGUUAUUUGUGAUUGUUUCAAGUUCAUGCGCCAACUCUUCGACUAUUCUUACUGGCUCAAGUGGCAUACUAUAUUCAAACAAAGCUCAGUACUACUCUAACUAUAUGUAUUGUAAUUGGAGUCUCCUUUCAAACACCAACGUCAUGCUUACAUUCUUCAAAUUCAACCUUGAGCAAUCGUACGACUACGUAUACGUAUACGAUGGCAAAUCUGCAUCAUCUCCAAUGAUUGGGCGAUAUCAUGGAACCUCUCUACCUCCCGUAGUUACAAGUUCAUUGAACCAACUCUUCAUUGAUUUUAAAACUGACUCCAGCAUCACACGCCCAGGAUUUGCGGCAAGUUACCGUGUUGUUGACAAAAUCCGUCUUAUCGGUAACACGUCAUUAACUGGGAGAGUGGAAGUUUUUGCUGUCGGUCAAUGGGGAACAAUUUGUGACAAAGGCUGGGACAUCAACGACGCUCACGUGAUCUGCAGACAGCUUGGUUUCCCCUCAGCCACUCAAGCCUUUGGCAGCGCCACCCAUGGUCAAGGAUCUGGUCAGAUAUGGAUUGAUGAUUUGGACUGCACAGGGAAUGAACUGCAUUUCGACGAGUGCAGCCAUGGUGGAUGGGGAAAUCAUAAUUGCGAUCAUUCCGGAGACGCCAGCGUAGAGUGUUCCUCUAUCAUUCCCUGAUGAUGACACGAGUUUCUCGGGUUUAUAACAUUAAAAUAUUACAUAAGAAACAGUCCACAGUGGAUAGAAAGUUAUCCUUGUCUUUAGAGAAUUAGCAAUAUGUAUAAGUGAAACACAAAUUGAAUAGGAAAACUCAUUUGCAGGAUGAUUCCAUAAUGAACUAUCUAGAAUGCAAACCCCUUAUUAAGGACUAUGUCUUUUAUAAUAUUUUAUAGAUUCACCUUAUGUAUAAAAUAAUGUUUCUUUGAUAUAAUAACUUCAUUUCCGUCCAAUUUGGACUACCAGGUGUACUGUUAUGCAGAUGGCAUUAAAUACUUAGGCUCAAGCUUUCCAUUUUGUUCUGCUUCUUGUAAAUGCAAAGAAAUCACCAACCAAGCUAGAAAAUGGCAAAUAUGCUCCACGUUUAAUUGAUAGUUAAAUUUGAUUAUAAACAACAAGUCUUUACGUUGCUGUGGUGCAUGAACUGAGCUGAGAAAGAGAAGGAGAGCCUUGUAGUCGUGACUUUAGGAUGAUCCACGUAUUUAUCAAGUAUAUCGCACAAAAAUGUGUUUCCCAAUAAGUGGGUAGGAAGCUUAAUAUCGAUCUAAUAUUCCCUUUUAAAUUAGCAUACAAACUGACGGGGUGGAAACUUUGUACAUGAAAAUGACUUAG